This is a messenger RNA of Plasmopara halstedii, 1425 nucleotides long. RefSeq lists its product as uncharacterized. The record is from RefSeq and is a predicted model, not a curated record. The transcript has a single exon. NCBI's taxonomy places the organism in Eukaryota, Oomycota, Peronosporomycetes, Peronosporales, Peronosporaceae. The coding region runs from base 1 to 1425 and encodes 474 amino acids.
AUGGUUUGCUUUCUUGCUAUAGCAUUCAUAGUCUAUUCGUUCCAUGGUAUCCAAGCACAGGAAGUCGAGACUCCAAUUGUUGAGACUUUACAAGACAAUAUUGUACCGGAGACAAUCGCUCCAGUAGAAACUACAGCUCCAGUUGAUACUACAGCACCACCAGUGACUGAAACACCACCUCCGAUCGUCACACGAGUAUCCCCAAUCGUCACAGAAGAAGUGACGACUCCUCCACCAGUUCCAACUGAAGCUCCUACGCUUUCUGUAACAACCGAAGCACCACCUUCUCUUCUUCCAGAAUCCACAUCAUCAACUACAACAGAACCAGUUGCUGUAACAACACCUCCAGUGGUCGACGAAAAUGUACCAGCAGAUACAGAGGCUCCAACGACAAUGCCACCGACUAUAAUGCCGUCUACUGGACAGAAUGUGUCGGAAGGACUCAAUACGACAAAGUCAGCAGAUACGAUUGUACCACCAGUCACGUUUCGAGAUAUUGAGACGGACAAUAGUGAGGCAUCUUUACACGGAAGUGAAGCAUUUGAUCACCCCACAACACCGUCUCCAUCUCGGUCGUCGUCUUUUGAAGACAUUCCAAAAGAGACAUCAAGCACUUUUCCAGGCAUUCCAUUCUCAAAGACUCUUAUAAUUUCUGCACUUGGUGGUGUUGGACUGUUCGUGAUUCUCCUUCUACUUUGUGUCAAAUGUCGAGCUUCAAAACGUCAAGUCCCGGAUCUUAACACACCUGUUCAAGCAACAAAUACAUUUUCACGAACAUCAUCUAGUCCAAGCUCCAGUGUGUGGAAAUCCACACGUUCAACAUUUGCGUCUCGAGAUUUACCAUUUGCUUCAAGUCUUCGAGCAAAAUUAAAUGCUACGUCACGUUCGUCUAUUGACUAUGAUCGUCCGAAUCCCAUUUCAUUCAUUGCAAGUCUACCGCCUAAUAAUUCUGCCAUAUUUCUUCGCGAAUCCAAUACAUCGGAUCAAAGUCUCAGUCUUCGAGGAUGUUCUGAGUUUUCAGUCCAUCAUCAACAUGACUCUGAUGUAUCUGGUAGAUAUUCUACAAGUGAUCGAUAUUCUACAAAAGAACGAUAUUCAACCACAUCUCGUUUAUCGAGUGAACCUGAACGCAGCAAUUCUGGAAGAGUGCCAUCUCUUUUGUCAAAAGGAACUGAUGUCUCUCGUAUUUCAUCAACUUCUUCAACACUAUCCUCAGCUACAACAAGGAGACACAAUCGUAUGUCACUAGCAACUCCUGAUUUGAGUCAAUCUCUUCCAUCAGAUACUACAAGCGGUACGAAUACACGAACUGAUGUACGUGAUUGGUAUCGUGUAAUCGAAUCUCCAGCUGACAAUGAUCGUUAUACUUCCACUUCACUUGUAAGUGAUCAUACAACUAAUGAACAAGAUUCGUUUGAAUUAUAG